Molecule: messenger RNA, 991 nt
Organism: Setaria italica (foxtail millet)
Lineage: Eukaryota; Viridiplantae; Streptophyta; Magnoliopsida; Poales; Poaceae
Product: EPIDERMAL PATTERNING FACTOR-like protein 1
Exons: 2
Coding region: 379-705 (108 amino acids)
Biological process (GO): stomatal complex development; guard cell differentiation
Source: RefSeq, a predicted model, not a curated record
UGGCAUCCCCCAGCCCGUUUGUACAUAUACGCCCAUGCCACCACGGUCACCACGUUCCUCUGCUCUCCCUCCCAUCGCAGCCUUGCCCUCCAUAGGCCACUGUGACCAGCUUCUCUUGCGUUCCUGUGGCGCCAUCUCGCUGCUCAUCUCCAUAGCAAACCUCAGUAGCUUACCAUAGUAGCUCAAGGAAACCACACCUAGCUUCCGGCAGGAUCUCCCUGAGCUUUACUGCGAGCGUUCAUUGAUGGAAGAGCCUGCGCGAGACAGGAGCUAGCUCACAGAUAAUCUCGCUCCAAGAAGCUUCCCUGCUUCCCUUUGCUGCCCUCGAUCGAUCUGGUGCCCAAACACCUUUACUUCCUGGCUGUACGAGAUGGUCUCAUGGCCGUGAGCUCACCUCGCCGGGCACUCCUCGCGGCCGUGUUCUUUGGCUUCCUCCUCGCCGCCGCGACCUGCAUCCGCACGGCGACCUUCUCCUCUUCGCAGAACCUGGCGGAGGACAAGUCGCGGCUGGGGUCGACGCCGCCGAGCUGCCACAACCGGUGCAGCGCGUGCAACCCCUGCACGCCCGUCCAGGUGACUACCGUGCCGGGGCUCGGCCGCUCGGCCCGCGUCACCGACGACACGGUGGCCGCCUUCUCGCGCUACUCCAACUACAAGCCGCUGGGGUGGAAAUGCCGCUGCGACGGCCGCCUCUACGACCCCUAGCGUGCCGCCGCUUCCCUUCUCCAUGGCGCCGCGGCAACUCGUGCACUCUGCUCCCUCCUGUGAAAAGACUGGAGGCCCAACACAAGUGUGGUCUGCUCUCGGUUAGGUAGCUCCUCUGCUUCCAAGAUUCUUCAUCUGUUCGUGCCCAUGGCGGCUAGCUUCACAAGCUUAGAUCGAGCUUGCUGCCUUGGAGCUUGUACUGGCCGUAGCCGUAGCUAUAUUUUUGCUCUCCGCUAGCUGAAGCAAUAUAAGGGUUGUUUGGAUACAAGGGAUAAAGUUUAGUCUA